AAUCCAAUCCAAACCACUUUCUUACCACUCAUCAUUCUCAACAAAUUCGACCAUUAAACCAUGUCAAACGUAGCUCCAAACCCUAACAGCGGAAUAGGAAAUGCAAACAUCACACCACAGGUAUCUUCAGACCAACCUCUAAGUGAUACCAAUGCCACUUCAACGGGUGAAGAAAAAGUUGGAUUCAAAGCUCAAGUAGAAGGUUAUGCUAAAAAAUUCGCAGGCAAAACUUUUGGGAAUGAAAAAGAAGUAGCACAAGGUGAAGCUCGAUUGAAUGGUGAAGAUGUUCCAGGUACUACUUCAAAGUAAAUCAUAGGUGUACAAUUAUCCAAUUGGAGACAGUUUUCUCGAAUCUCGAGGUUUUCCUUGGGAAUCACUGUUUCAUUGUCUCAAGGCAUUUUCAUGUUGCGAUGACUAAUCUGUAAUGAUGGAAGCAAAUCAAGUGU
Messenger RNA from Melampsora larici-populina 98AG31, 446 nucleotides. RefSeq lists its product as uncharacterized. The coding region runs from base 61 to 309 and encodes 82 amino acids. The record is from RefSeq and is a predicted model, not a curated record. The transcript has 3 exons. Lineage: Eukaryota; Fungi; Basidiomycota; Pucciniomycetes; Pucciniales; Melampsoraceae.